AUGGCAGUAGGGAAUAAAGAAGAGGGCCUCAUGACACCGGUCCAUCUUUUCUCUCAUGGCUCAACAAUGAUGCUUGGCGAGGAAAGCAACUCUGCCACUUACUGGAAAAAAUGUGGCGACGAGGCUCUUGCUCAGGGAAUCGAGCACAUUAUCAUGAUGGGCGCACACUGGGCGACAAAUGCCCCUGGGGAGGUCCUCAUUUCUGCGAACCCAAAGCCUGGGAAGUCUCCGGUAGCUUAUGUGAACCCGGAAAAGUACCAACCUUACAAGUUGAACCCGGAUCUUGACUACAUCCCCACCAUCCAAGCUCACCUCAACGCAGCCGGCAUCAGUUCAAAAACCGACCCGACCUUCGACUGGAUCCACGACACGUACCUGAUCCUGAUCCGCAUGUUCCCUAAAGGAUGCCCGCCCACGACUCUGAUCUCCAUGAAUGACUUUUAUGACCCUCAUUUCCAUGUUGCCGUUGGCGCCGCUCUCCGCCCGCUUCGCAUGGCCAGGCACAAGACACUCUUCAUCGGUUCGGGGGGCUCUGUUCAUAACCUCUAUCGAAACAACUGGGGCCCCAUGCUCCGCUUUCGUGACAACUUUGCCCAGCUUACCCCUCCGGAAUAUUGGGCCCUCGAUUUUCGCCAGGAGGUUAUCGACACCUUUUGUACAGCUUAUGAGGAAGACGUUCCUACUGAUAAAGCCACCUACGGCCGCCCCAUCCGCGGCAAGAAGCCAUGUGGUGGACCAAUGCUGAGGCGCAAGGUGACAAGCCUCAUGAAGCACCCUAAAUACCGCGAUGCGCACGCCACAGAUGAUCAUUUCAUGGCCACGAUGUUUGUUGGGGGUUUGUGCGGUGCUAAGGGUGAUGAGAAGAUGAGAGCCGAGAUGGGCGCUGAAGAUUGGGAAUUGACCAACAUGUGUAACUCGCAAUUUACACUUGGGAGCUGGGCAGAUGCAAAGUAA
Molecule: messenger RNA, 954 nt
Organism: Colletotrichum truncatum
Lineage: Eukaryota; Fungi; Ascomycota; Sordariomycetes; Glomerellales; Glomerellaceae
Source: RefSeq, a predicted model, not a curated record